Penaeus chinensis is the source of this 2066-nucleotide messenger RNA. RefSeq names its product PRELI domain-containing protein 2-like. Gene Ontology annotation, molecular function: phosphatidic acid transfer activity. Gene Ontology annotation, biological process: phospholipid transport. Gene Ontology annotation, cellular component: mitochondrial intermembrane space. Bases 645 to 1199 code for a protein of 184 amino acids. The record is from RefSeq and is a predicted model, not a curated record. Lineage: Eukaryota; Metazoa; Arthropoda; Malacostraca; Decapoda; Penaeidae. The transcript has 6 exons.
UGCAGAAACAGUUGAUUGAAAAUGUCUUUUGAGUGCACAGAUGGUAGGGUUUAAUAGCCUAGUUACAAGUGGUAAUUAAGUCUUUAAGGCAAAGUGGUAAGUGUAUGUAAAUUAUAAUAAAUAACAGAUUUUUUUGUCUGUGUUUGGUAACCCUAAUAUAGAAUUCUUGAAAGAUGCUGCAUUCCUUAUCAGCAUGGAGGAUAUAUGGGCACUUAUCAGUAGGAUACACAGUAACAUCUUUAAUUAGAUUUAUUUUCUUAUAGUAAUUCUUAUAUAAAUAUGGUAUUGUUUGGCUUUAUGACCUCCUUAGUUAUAUUUCAUGGAAUAUUGUUGGUAAUGAUUAAUGAGAAAUGCAGAUAGGUGUGAAAUCCAUUGCUAAAAGCAUUAGAUAUAUUAUGAAAUAUUCUUUAAUAAAAUUUUAUAUAUAUAUGGAUGUAAGUAUGUAUGUAUGUAUAUAUGUAUACACAUACACACACACACUCACACACAGUAUAAAUGAAACUAUUUUGGUAUUAAUAGAAAAUGACUACAGGCAAAUUGUGAAGAUAAAGCUCAGAUCUAAACCUUACUAUACACAUUAUUAUCACCACUUGAGAUAAGGGAAGCGACAGACACACUAGUCGGGAUCGUGUCAGGUGUUGACAAUGACAGUUACAGUCACGGAAGAGCACAUCUACCAGGCCCCAGUUGAACUCGUGGCUGCCACACAUCUCACAAAAUUUCCGAACGAGUAUGACAAGGACAUCAUCUCUUGCAAUAUUAUAGAGAGAAAUACAGACGAGGAAGGAAGAUUAUAUACCAAGAGAGUCGCAGCUGUGCGAAAUGUGCUCCCUACAUUUCUGCGGAGGGUUUCAAGCUUACAAGUGGAGAAACUGGAACUCCAGGAGGAAUGCUGGUGGGACAGAAAAAGGAGAACCUUUGAUGUUGAAUCUGAAAACCUCUCCGUGUCAGACUGGGUCACGAUGAAGGAGGCCUCCACUUACAAGCCACAUCAUCAGAAUCCGAAUUGGACGCAGUUCAAUCAGGAAGGCACAAUCACCGUCCACGGCCUUGGGAAAAUUGGUUCCCUCAUUGAACUUUUUGGUAAAAGGUUCUUGAGCGUUGGUGCUCAGCGUGGCAUUACCAUCACCGAAAAGCUGAUGGCUGAGCGUUCAAAGAGAUUCUCAAGGGUCUGGUAUUCAGAAUUUCUCUUUGCGUAAGGUCAACAGACCUACGUGAAGUAUUAUUCGUAAUCACGACAGUAAGAAUAUCUAGUCUGCAACGUUAGAAAUCUUGCUCAUUGUGCUGUCAACAUCUGAAGAGUCUUCCUAGUAAUAUUGAUAACAAAGGGAAAGCAUUAGAUAUUAGACAGUAUCUGGGAUUUUCUUUUUCUCAUGAAUGAUUUCAGGAACUUGGAUAAUUUGUAUUUUUCCACUUUUGCGUACGUCGUAAAGAGGUGAUAUUUAGUCUUAGGAUUUUGUAUUGAGAAGAAAUAGUAUAAUUAGGGUUUAGUGAGCAGAUUUUUCAGGCAGAGAAACUUAUAGUACAUGUAAAUUUUAUUCAUUGUAUAUGGUACUGGUGAUUUUUAGGUAGCACGUUUUGUACUUUUGAACUUAGAAGGUGAUCAUUUUAGUACUUAGACAAUAUUCCAGUUUUUGUUUAGAAAUCUGCUUGCAAUGACAAAUCAUUCCAGGGAUUCCACUGCUUAUGAACGUGGUAAACAUAGCAAAUGUCAUAAAAGCCAUGUGAAGGAAGCGAUUACAGCUUUGUUUAUCUGAAGAACAAGUCAGGUUUAUUGCUUUAUGUUUUAUUUAAAGUUAAGUCUGUGUCUUUUCCUUGUGUGGGUGGCUGGUAAUCAUAGAAGACAAUAUGAACAAAGAAAGCCCUGCAAAAUGUUGAAUGUAAAUGUUUGAAAUCCAAAUGAUUGAAAUUUCCCAGAAACACUUAGCUGAGGGCAUGCCAAGUCUUAGUUAAUGAUUGCUGUGAAUAGGUAUAACAAUAUCUAAUAGUUUCCUUUUAUAUUUUGGUGUACACUCAUUAAAUCUUAUUGUGAAUAUGUUCAAACAAAUAAAAGGUAAAACUUUAAA